Molecule: messenger RNA, 1071 nt
Organism: Durusdinium trenchii
Lineage: Eukaryota; Dinophyceae; Suessiales; Symbiodiniaceae
Source: the annotation of a GenBank genome assembly
AUGUGCAAAACCAUGACCCGCUACAACCAGGUGACCUUUGGAGAUGCCGAGAUCUUUGUCGUGAACACUUUCCUCCAUGUGGGAGAGGUCACGGAGAAGAUGGAGGUCCACAGUAGUAUCUCUGAACCGUUGCCCUGUUCCCAUGAAGAGCUGGAUGAGGAGGUUCUUCCAGUGGCCUCUUGGAAGACCUAUGACUCGUAUGACGACUCAGAGCCCUUGGUGCAUAAGGUGUCCACCUUGGAGUUCUUCGAGAAGAUCAAUGCCUACAACACCAUCGAUGACACGCCAGUGGCCAGGCGCUCCACUGAGCCUCUGAUGGAAAGUAUUUCCACCUACGACUUCUUCGAGGAUGAGCCGAUGUUCGCCGACCCGCCUCAAGGAAACGUCGAGGCAGCUCGAGAAAGGGCCAACACCUUCGACCCCUUCGAGGACUCGCCCCGAGGUAUGGCUUGGGCAGAGCCACUGGCGCCGCCAGUGGGAAAGCUUUGCACCUAUGAUCCAUUUGAGGAUUCUGAGAUUCCCUGUGGCUGCCCAGAGCUCCUCUCAGUGCCACCUUGCCAUCAGCCUGAGAAGGCCGAGUGCGUGACGGCAACAAGCUUGGGUUGCAGUUGCACGGCACGUGGAGCUUGCACACCGUUGAUCACAUCCCGGGUGGAUGGUAAGGAGCAAGUGCGCUGGAAGGUGGACGGCCGGAAGUUGGAGUCGCAAGAGAAGCAAAUGUUAUCACCUGAGUUCGAGCUGGACUUGCCAAAGGUGGGGCCGACGCCAUUUCGCCUGAUGAUCCUCGCGAAGGAGACCAGAGGAAAGGGCUGCCGUGGCUUUCUGAAGGCCAAAGGAUGUGGACGGCUCUUCAUCAAAUGUGGAAGUUCUUCCUUGCCGGAAGGCAUUCAGCCCAUGGGAUUCCGCGUCACAGUGGGAGCCGGGAGCUCCGCAGAGAUCAAGGCAGUGGCAGCACAUGAGUUUUCGGAGCACCCUUGCUGCCCCCUCCAGAAGGACAAGGAGACUUGGGACCUUCUGGUCGCCAUAGAUGAAGCCACCAAACGCUUUGAGGUCUUGGUCGAGGUGCUUUGA